UCAUGACGAGUUUAAUUUUCCUUUACUUUUAAUUGGAGCAAUUGAGAGUUUAAAAGGCGAGCGAUCAGCAAAUUUUCAUCAGCGUUGGUUCAGCAGCGGAAAAGCAAACAGCAUUUUAAACUUAAAGAAAAUUUGCUGUUUUGAAGAGCAAACUUUUGUUCUACUAACAUUAUUAAAUCUGGAAACCAUGAAAGCAGCAGCUAUCAUUUUAACUUGCCUCUUUGCGGCUGCUUUGGCUGCUCCGCAAUACCAGCGGGCUCAAGUAGCUUACGGUGACAACUACGAGCUUGAAGAGAUUCAAAGACAGUGGGAACGCUUCCUUGAGUACCUUCCAUGGCUGAGAGGACAAGCUGGUGCCCAAGGACCCCAAGGACCCGCUGGAGCUCCCGGAGUUGUUGACAACUCUGAUAAAUAUAUUGCUGGACCACCUGGAGCCCCUGGCCCGCAAGGAUAUGCUGGACCUAAGGGAGAAAAGGGAAAUACUGGCGCCCCUGGAUCUACUGGCGCUCCGGGACCUCAAGGAAAUCCCGGAGAUGAUGGAGCACCUGGAGCACAAGGAUUGACUGGUGCAAGAGGCAAUGAUGGAGCUACUGGUGCCCCUGGUGCUCCUGGUUACUCUGGCGCAAAGGGAGAACCCGGAGCUCCUGGAGCUCCAGGCAUGAAUGGAGCACCUGGUGCUCGAGGCAAAGACGGUUACAAUGGAGCCCCUGGACCUUCUGGACCUAAAGGAGAAACUGGUGCCCCUAGUGUAACUGUUCAAUCUAAUGUUCCCGGACCAGUUGGAACCCCUGGUUACCCUGGUAAAGACGGAGCUCCUGGCGCUCCUGGAGGACCCGGGCCCAUUGGCCCAGUUGGAACAACUGGACCCCAAGGCCCCGCUGGUAAAGAUGGUUCUCCUGGUUACCCUGGCAGCCCUGGUCCCAAGGGAGAGACUGGAACUCGAGGUUACAACGGUGCUCCAGGCAAAGACGGACUUAACGGCGCUCCUGGAUCUAUCGGCCCUGUUGGACCUCAAGGCCCUGUUGGAAAUCCAGGCUACGAUGGAGCUCCUGGUAAAGACGGUUCCAAUGGCUUGACUGGCGCUCCUGGAAAAGAUGGAUACAACGGUGCUCCUGGUGCUCCAGGACCUCAAGGCGAACAAGGCAAAACUGGUAAGGAUGGUAAUCCUGAGGGAUCUGGUGCCCCUGGUGGCCCCGGAGCUCCCGGCUCCCAAGGUCUUCAAGGAAAAGAGGGCCCCUCUGGAUACCCUGGCAGCCCUGGCUCCGUUGGACCUGUUGGACCAGUUGGACCGAUCGGACCGAUCGGACCUCAAGGUAAACCUGGAACUCUUGGAUACCCCGGCGGUCCUGGUCCCGUCGGCCCCGUCGGUCCGGUCGGCCCUGCUGGCUACCAAGGCAAAACUGGGCAAACUGGACCCCCUGGACCAGUUGGACCAAUUGGACCGAUCGGUGCUCCAGGACAUGUCACCUACGCCGCUCCUGGGCGCUAUCAUUAAGUCCAGCCUGUAUGAUGCACUGGCUGCCGAAAUGGAGUGAAGUGCCACCAACCAGAACCAUUAAUAAGGCAUUGUGAGUUGGUAUUUUGCUAAAUUCGGGCAGCUUACCGUUUUUUUUAGAUCCAAACAAAACUCUUUGAAAAAAUGUCCGUAUAUAUAUCUAUUUUUACUGGAAAUAUUACAAUUGUAAUUUAAAUAAAGAAAGUUAAAAAUCGUUGGUACAAUCUGGUCUUUAAUUAUUUGAGAUUCCGCAAUCAAUAACAACAAUAAGCAUAUUUCCACAG
This is a messenger RNA of Daphnia pulicaria, 1779 nucleotides long. RefSeq names its product collagen alpha-1(I) chain-like. Bases 188 to 1495 code for a protein of 435 amino acids. Lineage: Eukaryota; Metazoa; Arthropoda; Branchiopoda; Diplostraca; Daphniidae. The transcript has 6 exons. The record is from RefSeq and is a predicted model, not a curated record.